This is a messenger RNA of Aspergillus ruber CBS 135680, 590 nucleotides long. RefSeq lists its product as uncharacterized. The transcript is spliced from 2 exons. The record is from RefSeq and is a predicted model, not a curated record. Bases 83 to 475 code for a protein of 130 amino acids. NCBI's taxonomy places the organism in Eukaryota, Fungi, Ascomycota, Eurotiomycetes, Eurotiales, Aspergillaceae.
CCAGCUAUCAUCCGCUGUACUAAAUUUCCUUCAUAUUACUUUAUUCUCUGAGAAAUAUCCUACUUCUGUUCAGCUUUCGAUCAUGACAUGUUCUGCAGCUGAAAAGCGUCAGAUCUUCCUCACAUGCAAGGCAAUCUUCAUAGGUCCCAAUUCCUUGCUCCGAAAGUCAAAGACCAUAAAAAAACGUAUCACGAAGCACCAAGCUGAACUUAAUACGUCAAUUCCCAAUUUUGAGAUCAACAGGGUCACAGGUACUGUUCAAGCCCUCUUGAAAAAACAAGUGUUCCAAUCAGACAUUAAGGCUAAGAUGGAAUUUCCCGAUCUAUUUACUCCCUCCCCUGUCAAUAACGCCAAAGGCAAUGUCUUUGAAGCUGAGGCAGGCCGUUCAGGAGCACCUAUACUUAGAAGGAAUUACAUUUGCUCUCGCAAAAGACAGUGUGAGGACGCAGGUUCCUCCAGUGCCACUGUCUGUUGAAUUACAAGCCCAUGAUGAAGCGCAAGCUCAGACUGAGGGAGACACUAAUUCAUAUUACCCAUGCCUGUUCUUUAUCCAUCAUACUUUCCAUAUGGUGCUCAGCAUUCUGUCUUAU